Messenger RNA from Corapipo altera (White-ruffed manakin), 4749 nucleotides. It is a transcript of the gene SEC14L1, whose product is annotated as SEC14 like lipid binding 1. Lineage: Eukaryota; Metazoa; Chordata; Aves; Passeriformes; Pipridae. Gene Ontology annotation, cellular component: cytosol; cytoplasm. The transcript has 16 exons. Gene Ontology annotation, biological process: negative regulation of RIG-I signaling pathway. The record is from RefSeq and is a predicted model, not a curated record. Gene Ontology annotation, molecular function: RIG-I binding. Bases 125 to 2272 code for a protein of 715 amino acids.
CCGGCACCGCGAACGACGGGCGGCGGAUCCCGCGCCCCCCCCCGGCGCUCCCGCCCCGGCGGCAUGAGGGGACAGCGCGGCCGGACCGAGCGAGCGGUUUGAGUUACUCUCACCAACUGCAGCAAUGGUGCAGAAGUACCAGUCCCCCGUACGGGUGUAUAAACACCCUUUUGAGUUAAUUAUGGCUGCAUAUGAGAGAAGGUUUCCUACGUGUCCUCUGAUCCCUAUGUUUGUAGCCAGUGACACUGUAAAUGAGUACAAGAGUGAGGAUGAAGCCAUCCAUGUGAUUGAGCGGCGCUGUAAGCUGGACAUCGAUGCGCCGCGGCUCCUGAAAAAGAUUGCAGGAGUGGAUUAUGUCUACUUUGUCCAGAAGAACUCUUUGAACAGACGAGAGAGGACUUUGCAUAUAGAAGCCUACAAUGAAACCUUCUCUAACAGAGUCAUCAUUAACGAGCACUGCUCUUACACAGUCCAUCCUGACAAUGAAGACUGGACCUGUUUUGAACAGUCAGCAAGUCUGGAUAUCAAAUCUUUUUUUGGUUUUGAAAGCACAGUGGAAAAGAUUGCCAUGAAGCAAUACACCAGCAAUAUUAAAAAGGGAAAAGAAAUAAUAGAAUACUACCUGAAGCAGCUGGAGGAAGAAGGAAUAACUUUUGUUCCUCGCUGGACUCCUCCUGUCACAUGUAAAUCAGAGAGCAGCACAUCCCACACAAGGAGACCAGUUUCACCUGCUAUUAAUAUACCAGAGUCUGCCACAAAGGAGGGCUUGAACAACAAGGAGAUCCUCAACACCUCCAGCAGCCCCUCGGAGCCCACUGCAGGAACACCAGAUGACAAACUAGAUGCAGACUACAUCAAGAGGUACCUGGGGGACCUGACCCCGAUGCAGGAGAGCUGCCUCAUCCGGCUGAGGCAGUGGCUGCAGGAGACGCACAAAGGCAAAAUCCCAAAGGAUGAGCACAUUUUAAGAUUCCUGCGUGCCCGGGACUUCAACAUUGAUAAAGCAAGAGAGAUCCUUUGCCAGUCGCUGACGUGGCGUAAGCAGCACCAGGUGGACUAUAUUCUGGACACCUGGAACCCUCCACAAGUACUCCAGGAUUACUAUGCAGGAGGCUGGCAUCACCAUGACAAAGACGGUCGCCCGCUGUACGUGCUGAGGUUGGGACAGAUGGACACCAAAGGUUUAGUGAGAGCUCUGGGGGAAGAGGCCCUGCUUCGAUACGUUCUUUCAAUAAAUGAAGAAGGACUGAGGCGAUGUGAGGAGAAUACAAAAGUAUUUGGCAGGCCAAUAAGCUCCUGGACCUGUCUAGUAGAUCUGGAAGGCUUGAACAUGAGGCAUUUAUGGAGACCUGGUGUCAAGGCCUUGCUGAGAAUCAUUGAGGUGGUUGAAGCCAAUUAUCCUGAGACUUUGGGUCGUCUUCUUAUCCUAAGAGCACCUCGAGUAUUCCCAGUUCUUUGGACACUGGUUAGUCCAUUCAUUGAUGACAACACUAGAAAGAAAUUCCUUAUUUAUGCUGGAAAUGACUACCAGGGUCCUGGGGGACUGUUGGAUUACAUCGAUAAAGAAAUUAUCCCUGAUUUCCUUGGUGGAGAGUGCAUGUGUGAAGUACCAGAGGGUGGGCUGGUUCCCAAGUCCCUCUACCGGACAGCAGAAGAGUUGGAAAAUGAAGACAUAAAGCUUUGGACUGAAACAAUCUACCAGUCUGCAAGUGUCUUCAAAGGAGCUCCACAUGAGGUUCUCAUUCAGAUCGUGGAUGCCUCAUCUGUGAUCACGUGGGACUUUGACGUGUGCAAGGGCGACAUCGUUUUUAACAUCUUCCAUUCCAAGAGGGCCCCACAGCCCCCCAAGAAGGACUCUCUGGGAGCCCACAGCAUUACAUCUCCUGGUGGGAACAACGUCCAGUUGAUAGACAAAGUCUGGCAGUUGGGACGUGACUACAGCAUGGUGGAGUCUCCCCUGAUCUGCAAGGAAGGGGAGAGUGUGCAGGGCUCCCACGUGACCAGGUGGCCUGGUUUCUAUAUUCUGCAGUGGAAGUUCCACAACAUGCCUGCCUGUGCUACAACCAACCUGCCUCGUGUGGAUGAUGUAUUGGCAUCUCUACAGGUGUCCUCUCACAAAUGUAAAGUGAUGUACUAUACAGAAGUGAUAGGAUCUGAAGAUUUCAGGGGAUCUAUGACCAGCCUUGAAUCAAGCCACAGUGGAUUCUCCCAGCUCAGUGCUGCCACCACCUCCUCUAGCCAGUCCCAUUCCAGCUCCAUGAUUUCCAGGUAGUGCCACAACAGCUGAAAAGCAAAUGGAUGUGAUGGCUGGACCCUCGCCCGUGGCAGCUGACUGCAAUACAGCAUAUUCAACUGGCAAUUGUGCAAAAAAAAAACCCCACCCCACAAAAACCUUUUAUAGAUAGUAAAGUAGCUGUUUGAAUUUUACACUUAGUGGUUUUGGUCUUUGUUAGAUCCAGCAGCUUGUCUCUUUAACCCUUUUUCCUAACUCAGCCAUAAAUAUUUUUGCAAGUGUGCUUGCACAGAUCCUAACUCUGAACACAAGGGCUCUUAUUGAAAAGGAAAAACAACCAGUGCAUCAGUUAAGAAUAUUUUUUUUUAACUGUGUAGAUGUUUAAAAGAAAAAAAAAAAAAAAAAGAGAAAAACCCUACCAAAAAUGCUCUGUAGUGCAUUAGAGAUCAACUGCAAUUCUCCUGUCAGGACAUUCCUUGCCAUCCUGAGAAAUCCCCCGUGACCUUCCAGUGCUGCAAACUGUUCUCCCAUUGCCACUCUUGAUGUCCGAGACAAAGAACAGCAGUUGCUGGAUACUUGACUUUGUGAGUCCAUUUUUUUCAAAGCAUGCCCACAGAGCUGUGGCCAGGCUGUAAACACUAAAUAUACCUUUUGUAUGAGCACAUUUUUUGGGGAAAUCUGAGCUCUGGGUCUUGAUGGGUUAAAGCAAUUCAUUCUUUUCCUUGGAUUUGUGCUUGAAGCACUGCAGAGAGAGAGGCAGAGAGCAGGCUCUCCCUCACUGUGCCACGCUGGGCUGAUCCAGAGCUGCUCUGAGGAUUUGUUCCCAGCUCUGUGCUGGAUGGAGCUUCACUCUGCUUCCUUAGUGCAUUCCAAGUGAGUUGAUUUUACUGAGAUUCUGUUCUCACCAGGAAUUUAUGCAGAGCUUUAGCUGGCUGCCUGAAUCAGUCUGAAGGAGGUAUGGCUUAACAUCCUUCCUGUUCACUUCUCACUCCCUCGGGCCUCCUGUCCUUCCCUGUCAGAAACAGAGCACUUCACUUCUGAGCAGCACAAGCUUUAGUGUGGGCAGGGAGCACAGGGCACUUCCCUCUGGGGGACACAGGAGAAGAUGCUCUAAGCAUUUUCUGGAUUGUUCUCACUAUUGCCACUGCCACUGUGGGUUUUGUCCCUGUCUGCCCAGGCCCAGGUUGAACUCUUGUUAAAAGUCCAUUCAGGUGUUCUUGCACCUUGAGCCCUCUCUCCACGUACAGUGAAAGGCUCCAAAGGCUGAAGUGCUGAGCAAAGGGCUGUCAGACAACUACAAACCACGCCUGGCAGUGGAGCAGAGAAGAUUUAGGUCUGAAAUGCUGCAGGAUUUGCACCGUUAGACCCUGCUUGGUCUUUCCUCACCCUCUUAGAGCUAAAUUGUCCAUCCAGGCACAAGGAGCUUCUGUGCUGCAGCCCCUGCUAGGAAGGCUCUGUCCUGGGGAGCAGCACUGAUGGGGGUAGGUGGUAGAGAGGAGCUUGCACUUAAAAAGCAGAACUCACUCGAGGCUCUGGACCCCCUGCCUGAGGAAAGCUGGUUCUGAACUCAGAAUAAAGUUUUUUUAUGCCUGCAGAGCUCCUGAGAGGCAGGUUACUGACCUCCUGCAGACCAGUUCUGGCUGUGAGAUGUGGCAGAGCUGAAAGUAUUUUAGCAGCAGAUUUAGAGGUGCUGAGCGACCAGUCUCCUUAAACUGAACCAAACUGGUUUAUUUUGGAGGGUUUUAAGGACUUAUAAAUUGAAGAUGGAGGUUAGACUGUUACUUAGGCUACCAAAGUGGGCAGUUGUGUGAGACAGGCCACUGCUUUGGUGUGAAGCAGCUCCCACCCAGUGUCUGCACAGCAGCCAUUCCACUGCCACUUACCAGGCUGUAAGGGCUGAAGGUGGUCCCCUUUCUCUCUCUCUCUGUCUCUGUCUCUCUCUCUCUCUCUCUCUCAGAUGGCGAUUUUGCUGACAACUGUAAAGAAUCUGCUUCAUUCAACACUCCACAUCUGUCCAGAGGUGUCUGGCUUUGUAGACCUUUUUGAGUUGCAGUCCCUUUUCAAGUCUGAAGAUCUGUGUUUUGGUUUUCACUUGAGCUGGCUCAAAAGUGGCACUUUGGGUUUUUCCUGCUGUUGAUCUUAACACAUCUUUUAGAGCUCAAAGCACAUGACAGCACAAACAGCUGGGAAGAUAAAAUAAUAGUUAAUCUUCCUCUAAGCAAAGUGCUGUGGCAAUAUGACUUGAUCACUGCAGUCUGACUAAUUAAUUUCCCCUACACUGGUCUUUCUUUAUGUGAUAUUACUGCUCUUCUUCCUUCUCUCAACCAGUAACUCUUCUGUUGGCACUUCUCAUGUUAUCAGUGUCCUUCUGCACUUCACUGUCUCUCCUCAUGAACUGCAUAUCAAAUUCUGUAAAUGUUUUGUAUACAUAAUACCUCAUUCUUGGUAAUAAAAUACAGAUAGUCUUUAAAAGAUUUUUUUAUCGUUAUCAAUAAAUGUGAACUGUUUGGAAAAAA